This is a messenger RNA of Eutrema salsugineum, 903 nucleotides long. RefSeq lists its product as uncharacterized. The transcript is spliced from 2 exons. NCBI's taxonomy places the organism in Eukaryota, Viridiplantae, Streptophyta, Magnoliopsida, Brassicales, Brassicaceae. The record is from RefSeq and is a predicted model, not a curated record. Bases 1 to 903 code for a protein of 300 amino acids.
AUGGAAGGGAAUGCAUUUCUUUUCAGGAUCCCAAAUGCUUCCACCAGAGCUCGUGUUUUAGCUCAGCGUCUAUGGAGCAUUGAAGGACAGACCAUGUUCGUCACGGAUUGGGAGACAGGAGUAGUCCCGAUGAACCCGGAGCUCAAAUCGGCACCCAUCUGGCUGGAGCUGAGAAACGUGCCCCUUCAAUUCUUCAAUGAUGAAGGCCUCGAGCAUAUAGCAAGCUUGGUUGGAGAUCCGAAAUUCCUUCAUCCUUCAACUGCCAAUAAAACCAACUUGGAGGUGGCCAAGAUUUUUAUCAUUAUCGACCCAAGGAAGCCAUUGCCGGAAGUUGUUAAUGUUAAAUUCCAAUCGGGUGAAAUUCGUAGAGUUGAUGUUGCGAGCCCUUGGAUGCCGCAGAUAUGCUCACAUUGCAAAGAGUCAAUUUCUAGUCGCAUAGCUGUGGAUUCAGGGGUACAAGAAGAGGAACACCUUUUCCUGGAGAAGUGCACGAGGCCGAGCUCUAAGCAAAAGGUGAAUCAGAAUCUUCAUUUCCAAAAGAAGCAGGGAGGUGUUCCGAAAGGUCAGUAUGUUGCGGUGACUAAGAAAGCUGAUAAGUCUUCUGUUCCACCUCCGCAGAAGGAUAAGAGUAUUGCAUCGAAUGCUGAUGGAAACUACUAUAACCAGACUCUUAUUGGGGAAUCAAGCGCAAUGGCUCCUGUGAGCAAGAAUCUCUUGUCGGAGAAAUUAAAAGCAAAGGUGACUUCUCCCCCUUGCUCGGAUGCGGAUCCCGAUUCGUCUGAUGUGGAAUCCAGUGACUCACAGGAAGAAGGUGAAUUGAGGGAUAAGGAGGAUGAUUUCAUUGGGGUGCUGUCUAGAAGGAAGCACAGGAACCCUCGGGACAAGGGUCCCAAAAAACACUAA